AUGACUCAGAUUGAUAUAAAGGUUGCUUCAUCAGAAAUCUUGGAGAAAUACUUCAUUGGCAAUGAGCUUCCUCUCGAAGCCCCUGUUGAGACUUGGAUCAAUUACGAAAGGGAGGAAAAGGGGAUGGAUGUAAAAAUGAAGUCGUUUUGUCAUUUACUUUUCUACUCAAAAUUGGGUUCUCAGUUAUUUGAUUCUAUAAAUCUUGAUUUAGAUGGUUCAUGUUGUUUGAUAGGUACCACAAUUUUAACUGCCGUGAGGAUUGCUGUUGAUCCCCUAACAGAAGUUGUCUACAGCGAAAAUCCUGACAGGAAUUUCUUGAAGUCCAACAACUUCUCUUAUGGCAUUGUAGUAGUUGGCGAAUUACCUUAUUCGGAAAGUGUGGGCGAUAGCACGAAUCUGACAAUAGCUGAGCCUGGUUAUGACACAAUCACUAAUGUGUGUGAAUAUGUGAAAUGUGUCGUGAUUAUCAUGUCUGGCCGUCCAGUGGUAAUAGAACCUUAUCUUCCUAAAAUGGAAGCGCUUGUGGCUGCUUGGCUUCCAGGAACCGAAGGGCAAGGUGUUUCCGAUGUUUUGUUUGGUGACUACGGUUUCACUGGCAAACUAGCACGCACUUGGUUCAAGACAGUCGACCAGCUUCCGAUGAAUGUUGGUGAUCCACACUAUGAUCCUCUCUUUCCGUUCGGCUAUGGUCUUACGACCAUUCCUAUAGAACGAAAAGCAACACAGUAAACCCGGUCACCGACGGUACCACUAUGUUUAUUUGACAUCAAAAGUUUGUUCUAAGUGAUAAUGUUUAUGGAAUCCAAUGUAGGAAGCAGCUAUGCGAUAAUAUACCGAAUAUAUGUAAUUGAUACAUGAUUAAACAUUGAAGCAUAAUCAUACUUAGGAGAAUGCUGUUUAUUACUUGUGUUUAA
This is a messenger RNA of Olea europaea var. sylvestris, 914 nucleotides long. RefSeq lists its product as uncharacterized. Gene Ontology annotation, biological process: glucan catabolic process. The transcript is spliced from 4 exons. Gene Ontology annotation, molecular function: beta-glucosidase activity. The record is from RefSeq and is a predicted model, not a curated record. The coding region runs from base 1 to 729 and encodes 242 amino acids. Lineage: Eukaryota; Viridiplantae; Streptophyta; Magnoliopsida; Lamiales; Oleaceae.